AUGAAACCGAUACGAGCCCUCGUACCUGCUAUUCUGGCCGCUGGCCGCGUCAUCGCACUGCCACAGCACGGUCACACACAGCAAGUUCUCGCGACAAAGAACCCGGCUAGAACACACGGCGUAGGCCACUUCAGCGAAUGGAGCCGCGCCACAAAGAAGCAGUUUUUGAUCGAUUGGCAGGCCGGCAAAGAGGCUGAGUGGACAAUUGUUCAGGGCAACGAGGGCGGCGACCUGGAUUCCAUGACUGCAGCGCUUACAUGGGCCUACCACCUGGGGCACUCGACCGAGAACACAUCACAUCCAAUCAAGGCAAUUGCUUUGCUACAGACUCCGUCCCAUGCGCUGGAUCUGCGACCGGAGAAUACGCUGGCGUUGGACAAUUCGCUCAUGACACCAGGCCAUGAAGAUCUUCUAACACUAGAUGAGCUGCCGGAAGACCCGGAAACGCUGGGUAAAAAGCUCAAGGGCAUUGUGCUGGUUGACCAUGGGAGCCCGUUACGGAAAUGGAAUGGAUCCAACAUCUUGAGCAUCUUCGACCAUCACAAGGAUCGUGGAACUGCCCCAGAUGCAGAACCGCGUGUUUUCGAGACGGUAGCGAGCUGCACUACGCUCGUCGCGCGGCAGAUGCUCGAUGAGCUUGAGAAGUUGCCCCAAGAAUACCAUCUGGCGCACGAAAUGCUUGAGCUCGUCCUCAGCGCAAUUGCUAUUGACUCUGGUGGCUUGACCAGCGACAAGACGACCAAAACUGACAUUGAGACGUCGAGGCGCAUCUUAGCACGAAGCAAUUGGAGGAACGAGGAUCUAAGAGACGUCAUGGAGGAGCUCGACGACGAGCUCAGCGAAGCCCAAAGGGACAUUGACCACCUUGGCCUACGCGACCUGCUACGUCGCGACUGGAAAGGCGACAUCAUCGACACAAUUUCCCCCGACAUGCCCACGGUCAGCGUAGGUUUCGCCUCAGUCCCAUACUCAAUGGACGAGCAGAUUCUCAAGACGGAGUUUGCAGAGCUUUUUGACUGGUUCGCCAUCCACGCCGCCUGGACCGCCGAAACGGGCGUCGACGUUUCCGUUUCCCUCAACAAAUACAAAAAGUACUACCGAGACGGGCAAAAGGAAAAAAUCAGGGAAGUCGUUCUCGUCGUCAGAGAUGACGUACGCAUCGACCAGGCUCAAGCCGACUCGCUCUUCGACGUCGUAAAGAACGCAAUCGAGAACAACGACGAAGGCAUUGAGUUUGUUCCUUGGCAUAGAGCCGAUGAAUUGGCUCCGAGACAGAUGGUCUGGACACACAAGUCGGAUGCGAAUCGCAAGGUCAUUAGGCCUGUUGUUGAAGACGCGGUUAUGUCGUGGCGAUGA
Pyrenophora tritici-repentis Pt-1C-BFP is the source of this 1356-nucleotide messenger RNA. RefSeq names its product DHH domain containing protein. Gene Ontology annotation, molecular function: exopolyphosphatase activity. Gene Ontology annotation, cellular component: cytoplasm. Lineage: Eukaryota; Fungi; Ascomycota; Dothideomycetes; Pleosporales; Pleosporaceae. The record is from RefSeq and is a predicted model, not a curated record.